CCAUAGACAUAGGACCUAUAGACCGAGCAUUCGAGGAGUGGGGGCGUGAAAAACUAGAAAGAGAUAGCAAGCUUUGGACCACUAUUCUGUCUUUGUCUAAUGACGCGCGUGGGGAAUCUUCACCUAACCUAACAUUCAAGUCAACAUGUGUCGAUAUUGUUGUGUGUGCCACAAAGAACAAUAUAAAACUGAUGAGCCUAUUAUUUUCCAUCGUUUUCCGUCAGAUCCAGAUACACGAAAAAAGUGGUUAGAAAUCAUAAAACGAGACGAUAAUAAAAAGCGUUUUGUAUGCAGUCAACAUUUUAAACCUGAAGAUUAUCGAAUGCUAUGCGAUCGAAGGCAACUUUUGAGAAAAGAUGCUGUUCCAAAUAUAAAUAUUCCUCAAUUAGAUGCAAAAGUUCAGCUUAUUAAAAAUGAGAAACAAAAUUCUGAACAACUUCCAAUGGAAUGUCACAAGGAUAUGGAUGAUAAUAUAGAGGACAAUAAUAUUGAGAAUGUGCCAACAUCUACUGCUGACAGCUUAAAACGGACAAAUGACUCUUGCGCUUUAUCUACAACACCAACAAAAAGACAUUGCACUUUACAGGAGUUUGGACUUUUUAGAAGAGAAGAUUUUACAGAUGAAAUUGUAUGGAAUCGAUUUGUAGCAGCAUGCAAAGGCUUAAGAAAAGAAAACAUGCUUUUGCAAUAUCAAAAUAAGCGUCUUCUUAAUCAAAUUCAAACAACGAAAGAUAUUAUUCAGGAGUUAAAAAAAAAGAACUUAAUAACAGAUUCCGUAUCAGAGAUGUUGAGCGUAAGUUAAGAAAACGAUGGUCCACAUUCUGAUCUUUUUAUCGCUAAGAGUUAUAUAAAAAUGAAAAAAAA
Solenopsis invicta (red fire ant) is the source of this 864-nucleotide messenger RNA. RefSeq lists its product as uncharacterized. Lineage: Eukaryota; Metazoa; Arthropoda; Insecta; Hymenoptera; Formicidae. The transcript is spliced from 4 exons. The coding region runs from base 146 to 802 and encodes 218 amino acids. The record is from RefSeq and is a predicted model, not a curated record.